Messenger RNA from Pangasianodon hypophthalmus (striped catfish), 1769 nucleotides. RefSeq names its product selenoprotein U 1a (gene selenou1a). Lineage: Eukaryota; Metazoa; Chordata; Actinopteri; Siluriformes; Pangasiidae. The transcript is spliced from 7 exons. The record is from RefSeq and is a predicted model, not a curated record.
UGCGAUUGGUUUGGCCUGGAGGCUGCUCUGGUCGAUGUUUCUGAGUUCUACUAGUCCCGCCUGUACAGCUGAAGGGAGAUUAGACGGGACGUUAUCGCCAAAACAGAGGCGAGAGUGUUAUCCAUGAACAUAGAGUAACGCUAAAGAAUUGUCCCUAUGAAAUUUUUUAUGUGACAAAGAAUGGUUUGCUAAAAUCAGUGUGGCUGCUUCCAAUGGCCUUUACACAAGUACAGCUUGGGUGUCUAGCUCGGUUUCUGAGAAGAAGAAACUGUGUGUCUCAUGCAAAUAAUGCUGUUAAGGAUCGAGUCUAUUACUGCACUUCAUCUGCUCUGCGGCUCUACAGCCAACUUCUCUCAGCCUCAAAAAAGAAACUUCCAAUUUUAGUAAAUAAAAUUCAUCCAGAAUAUGAGACACUGACCUUUGUGGGAUGCCAAUCUUCCUCUAAGUCACUUACUUCUAUUAACGCCGACAUCGUUUGUAUGUAUUCGACAAAUCAGCAACUACCCUUGAAGGACCAGAGCAGCCAGCCCACCAUCUGUAAACCUAAAGCACCAUUGUCCAUCGUGGAGGCGAAGACAACCAUCGUGGACAUGUGGUCACUCAGCCUUGGUGCUGUGGGGGCUGCCAUUGCUGGCAUAAUUCUGGCCAACACAGAUUUUUUCUUGACCAAGCCUGACUUUGCUAGUCUAGAGAAUCUGGGGAAUGCUGACCUCAAAACCACUGAAGGAGAUGAGAAGUUGUUUAAAGCUAGUACUCUCUGGGAGACGUCUGGAGCAGUGAUCAUGGCUGUACGGCGCCCUGGAUGAUUUUUGUGCAGAGAGGAAGCCGCUGAGCUAUCCUCUCUGAAGCCCCAGCUGGACAAGCUUGGGGUUCCUUUGUACGCUGUGGUCAAAGAGAACAUUGGUACAGAGGUUCGUGAUUUCAAACCACACUUUGCUGGAGAUGUCUUCCUGGAUGAGAAGAAAGUGUUCUAUGGUCCUACCCUGAGGAAAAUGGGUGGUCUUGGCUUCAUUCGUCUGGGAGUUUGGCAGAACUUCAUGAGGGCCUGGAAUUCAGGCUACCAGGGAAACAUGAAUGGAGAGGGCUUUGUCCUGGGUGGAGUGUUUGUCAUUGGAUCUGGCAAGCAGGGAGUUCUUCUGGAACAUCGGGAGAAGGAAUUUGGAGACAAAGUCAGUAAUGAGGCUGUUUUGGAGGCAGCUAAGAAAAUAGUAGUUCAGAAAUAGAUUAGUUUUUUGAUGCUUAGCGAUCUCGGGAUUACGUGUAGAUCAUAAGCAGGUUGCUGAAACAGAACAAAAUGCUAAUUACUCUUGGUACUAUUACAACAUAUCUUUUUAGAACUAACAGAUCAAGCAUUCAUACAUCUAACCUCAUUGCUAAAUCUAAUGCAGUGAAUGCUCAGGAAAGCAGUUUCUGCUGAAUUGACACAAGGGAGUCUUCUUACAGACAAAAUAAGUACAGUGUGUCAGUGUGAUUGCAUUAUUUGCACCAUUCAGGUACAUAGUUCUUUUGUUCUUUUUGUGCACUGUUGUUUUGCACUUUAGAAGUUAUUGUAUUGAGCUCUUCUUCACUCAAACAGGUUCUGCUUGAUGUCUACUGUGUGACUGUGGCUUGGUUUGUGUGUUUUAAUGAUGGUCUGACUCCAAACUCCUCAGUGAAUGAGCAGACUUGAAGCUUAACAUACUUUCCUGCUUACCAGCGUUUGUCUGAUCGUCAAAGAUCCUGUAAAAAGUGGAGUGUGCUAUGUACAAUAAAAACAGCAGUCACAAAAA